AUGCAGAUUAAUCAUGAAGGCGGAGAGAGAAAAGGAGAAUCACGCUCUGCACCCCCUGGAAAAUUAUUUGUCUGUCCCCACCCCCAACCAUCUAUGAAUCCUUUUCUUUUUCUUCAAGGGGCACUUUUUUAUUCUCUUUCUUUCUUCCACUCACUCAUGAAUAUCUUCCUUCUUCCUAAUCUUCAUCAUCUUUUUUUUUCUUUUUUCCCUUCUACUAUUCAUCACCUUCCCUCUUUUUUCAUCUCCUCCACCUUCUUGCCUUUUUACAUUCUUUCUUUAUUCAUCGCCAUCCUUCUUUCCUCAUCCUUCUCCUCUUUUCACUUUCUUUUUACUUUCUAUAUUCCUCACCUUCUUUUUCUCUACCCCUCCUCCCUCUUCCUACUUUUUUACUUGCUUUCAAUUUUCAUCACUUUCCUUCUCUUUCCCUCUCCUUCUCCUUCCUACCUUUUUACUUUCUUUCAAUUUUCCUCACCUUCCUUCUCUUUCCCUCUCCUUCUCCUUACUUUUUUACUUUCUUUCAAUAUUCCUCACUUUCCUUCUCUUUCCCUCUCCUUCUCCUUCCUACCUUCACCUUUCUUUCAAUUUUCCUCACCUUCCUUCACUUUCCUCUCCUUCUCCUUCUUACUUUUUUACUUUCUUUCAAUAUUUCACUUUCCUUCUCUUUCCCUCUCCUUCUCAUUUCCUUUUUUUCCUCUUCCUUCUUUUCAUUCCUUCCUUUUACUUUUUCUUUCUUUUUUCCUCACCUUCCUUCCUUUCCCUCUCCUUCUUCUUCUUACUUUUUACUUUCUUUUUCAAUAUUCCUCACCUUCCUUUUCUUUCCUCUCCUUCUCCUUCCUACUUUUUACUUUCUUUCAAUAUUCCUCACUUUCCUUCUCUUUUCCUCUCCUUCUCCUUCCUACCUUUUUUACUUUCUUUCAAUAUUCCUCACCUUCCUUUUCUUUACCUCACCUUCCUUCCUCCUUCUCCUUCCUUCCUUUUUCCCUCUUUCUCCUUCUACCUUUUUACUUUCUUUCAAUAUUCCUCACCUUCCUUUUCUUUACCUCACCUUCUCCUUCCUACUUUUUACUUGCUUUCAAUAUUCCUCACUUUCCUUCUCUUUCCCUCUCCUUCUCCUUCUUACUUUUUUACUUUCUUUCAAUAUUCCUCACUUUCCUUCUCUUUCCCUCUCCUUCUCCUUCCUACCUUUUUACUUUCUUUCAAUUUUCCUCACCUUCCUUCACUUUCCCUCUCCUUCUCCUUCUUACUUUUUUACUUUCUUUCAAUAUUCCUCCUUUCCUUCCUUUCCCUCUCCUUCUCAUUUUUACCUUUUUACUUUCUUUCAAUUUUCCUCACCUUCCUUCUUUCCCUCUCCUUCUCCUUCCUUUUUUUUACUUUCUUUCAAUAUUCCCACCUUCCUUUUCUUUACCUCACCUUCUUCUUUACUUUUUACUUGCUUUCAAUAUUCCUCACUUUCUUCUUCUUUUUCCCUCUCCUUCUCCUUUCCUACCUUUUUACUUUUUCUUUCAAUUUCCUCACCUUCCUUUUUUUACCUCACCUUCUUCUUCCUACUUUUUACUUGCUUUCAAUAUUCCUCACUUUCCUUCUCUUUCCCUCUCCUUCUCCUUCCUACCUUUUUACUUUCUUUCAAUUUUCCUCACCUUCCUUCACUUUCCCUCUCCUUCUCCUUCCUACCUUUUUACUUUUCAAUUUUCCUCACCUUCCUUCUCUUUCCCUCCUUCUCCUUCUUACUUUUUUUUUACUUUCUUUCAAUAUUCCUCACCUUCCUUUUCUUUACCUCACCUUCUUUUACUUUUACUUUCUUUCAAUAUUCCUCACUUUCCUUCUCUUUUCUCCUUCUCCUUCCUACCUUUUUACUUGCUUUCAAUUUUCCUCACCUUCCUUCUCUUUCCUCUCCUUCUCCUUACUUUUUACUUUCUUUCAAAUUCCUCACCUUCCUUUUCUUUACCUCCUUCUUCUUCCUACUUUUUACUUGCUUUCAAUAUUCCUUUCCUUCUCUUUCCAUCUCCUUCUCCUUUUUUUUACUUUCUUUCAAUUUUCCUCACCUUCCUUUUCUUUCCCUCUCCUUCUUCUUCUUACUUUUUUUACUUUCUUUCAAUAUUCCUCACUUUCCUUCUCUUUUCCUCUCCUUCUCCUUCCUACCUUUUUCCUUUCAAUUUUUCACCUUCCUUCUCUUUCCCUCUCCUUCUCCACUUUUUUUUUCUUUCAAUAUUCCUCACCUUCCUUUUCUUUAUCUCACCUUCUUCUUCCUACUUUUUACUUGCUUUCAAUAUUCCUCACUUUCCUUCUCUUUCCCUCUCCUUCUCCUUCCUACCUUUUUACUUGCUUUCAAUUUUCCUCACCUUCCUUCUCUUUCCCUCUCCUUCUCCUUCUUACUUUUUUACUUUCUUUCAAUAUUCCUCACCUUCCUUUUCUUUACCUCACCUUCUUCUUCCUACUUUUUACUUGCUUUCAAUAUUCCUCACUUUCCUUCUCUUUCCCUCUCCUUCUCCUUCCUACCUUUUUACUUUCUUUCAAUAUUCCUCACCUUCCUUUUCUUUACCUCACCUUCUUCUUCCUACUUUUUACUUGCUUUCAAUAUUCCUCCUUUCCUUCUCUUUCCCUCUCCUUUUUUACCUUUUUACUUUCUUUCAAUUUUCCUCACCUUCCUUCCUUUCCCUCUCCUUCUCCUUGUCCUUUUUCCUUUCUUUCAAUAUUCCUCACUUUCCUUUUCUUUCCAUGUCCUUCUCCUUUCUGAUUUUUACUUUCUUUCCAUAUUAA
This is a messenger RNA of Acanthosepion pharaonis, 2757 nucleotides long. The record is from the annotation of a GenBank genome assembly. Lineage: Eukaryota; Metazoa; Mollusca; Cephalopoda; Sepiida; Sepiidae.